Molecule: messenger RNA, 1538 nt
Organism: Tripterygium wilfordii
Lineage: Eukaryota; Viridiplantae; Streptophyta; Magnoliopsida; Celastrales; Celastraceae
Product: probable carboxylesterase 120
Exons: 4
Coding region: 434-1444 (336 amino acids)
Molecular function (GO): hydrolase activity
Source: RefSeq, a predicted model, not a curated record
AGGGAGGUCGGAAAAAACACUCUCUCUUAAAACUUAGGAUAGUCGGAUCAAAAGACAUUCAUUUUGAAGGUCCUUCAAGAUAGUCCUCUCAAAGUAGCCGACCAUUUUGAGAGAGCCAUCAUCAGCCAUACAAAAAAUAUCUUUUUUUUGUGUCCAUUCAAUAGCAACUAGUCUCGAUCGACUUCUACACGACAAAAGGCCGGCAUGUCACCUCGUCCCAUGCACCAUUAAUGUCUAUUUCCUUGUCUAUGACAAUUAGAAAAUGGUCCUUGAUUGAUAUCCACUUGUGAAAACACCAAAUUGAGUGUCCAAACCUACCACGUAAUGUUGAUGGCCCACAAGCAAUAAAUUAGAUUACAGUCUUCCCUCUCCAUAUAUACAGACCUUUGUAAGAUAAGAGAUGAUCAAGUUUCUCAGUUGAAAAUUCUUUAUAAUGUCCGAUCAAUUAGCGCCGUUCAUCCCUGAUCCGAUGACCGAUCCAUACGACUUCUUGGACCUGAUACACCACCAUGACGGCACAAUCACAAGAAAAAAACCCAGCAGAUUUCCAAUAGCGUCAAUCAUACCUGAUCUUAGCUACCCAGCUCCGGUUCUCUCCAAAGACAUCCCGAUCAACCAAUCAAAUAAUACUUGGGCUCGUCUAUAUCUUCCUCGACAUGCGCUCGAGUCUUCCUCCACAAAUGCUCUACUCCCUCUCAUUAUAUACUACCCUGGUGGAGGGUUUGUUAUAUCCAGUACGGCUACCUCCAUAAUUUAUAACUUUUGUUCCAAUCUUGCAUUACGACUCUCUGUUGUUGUCGUCUCUAUCAACUACCGUGUUGGACCCGAGCAUCUCCUCCCAGCAGCGUACGAUGAUGCAAUCGAAGCGUUGCAGUGGAUAAAAUUCACGGAGGAUUCUUGGGUGAGAGACCAUGCUGAUCUUACUAAUUGCUUCAUCAUGGGUGGCAGUGCUGGAGGGAACAUAGCAUACCAUGUCGGUUUACGUGUGGCGGCAGAAGACGUAGAUAAUUUCAAGCCAUUGAAGAUUAAGGGCUUGAUAUUGCAUUAUCCGUUUUUUGGCGGGUCCGAAAGAACUGAAUCUGAGUUAAGAAAAGAAAACAACCUCCUUUUUCCUCUUACACUAAGUGAUGUGAUGUGGAAGCACUCUUUGCCAAUUGGAGCUAAUCGUGAUCAUGAGUACUGUAAUCCAAUGGUAAUGGAUAGGUCAAAACUAUUCGACAAGAUGAAACUUUUGGGUUGGAAGAUAUUGGUAGCUACUGGCGACAGGGAUACCGGAAUAGAUCGUCAGAUUGGACUGGUAAUGAUGAUGAAAGAAAAAGGUGUAAAAGUGGAGAGUAGAAUUCUUGAAGGAGAUUAUCAUGGUGGGGAUUAUCUAGAAUCCAAUAAGUUGGAUUCACUAUUUGUAGCCUUAAAGAAUUUCAUAUUCUCAGAGUUUAUUGAAUAAGAAAAUACAUAGUUAGGAUGCGUCAAGUGUAUGUUGUUAAAGAUAAGCUAGAUAACAAUAUGUUGUGAAAUCAAUGGAAUAACAGCAGUCCAGA